AUGAAGAAUAAUGUCAAUGCAGGAUCAUGGAUGUGGAGGAAAAUUCUGAAACUUAGGGAUCUUGCAAAGCAUUAUCUUCGGAUGGAAGUUCACAAUGGAAAAGAUACUUCUUUCUGGUAUGAUUCUUGGUCUCCUCUUGGAUGUCUUAAAGAUUUGCUUGGUGAAAGGGGUACUAUUGGUCUGGGUAUAACUGAAAAUGCUUGUGUCGGAGAGGUGCUUUCAACUCAUCGUACAAGAAGGCAUAAAUUGGAUGUUCUUAAUGAAGUUGAGCGUGAACUUGAAGCGUUGAGAAGCAGAAGCAGAAGCAACUAUGAUGAUGAUGAUAUGGCCCUAUGGAGACAAGAUGGAAAUCGAUUUGCAAACACUUUUUCUACAAAAAAGACGUGGUUAUGUAUGAGACAGGCGCAACCGAGUUGUAACUGGAAUAAGGGAGUGUGGUUUCCACAGUCAACUCCUAAAUUCUCCUUCAUACUGUGGGUUGCAAUUAGAAACAGACUGUAA
Brassica rapa (field mustard) is the source of this 501-nucleotide messenger RNA. RefSeq lists its product as uncharacterized. The record is from RefSeq and is a predicted model, not a curated record. Lineage: Eukaryota; Viridiplantae; Streptophyta; Magnoliopsida; Brassicales; Brassicaceae.